AUAAAGGGAAUUACUGGCAAGGGAGCUGUAACUAUCUCACCACCGAACCUAUUACUUUUCCAAGUUCAGAAAAGUAUUACAAGAACAAGAACCAUUUCUUAUUCAGAUAAGAAUUCAAGAAGUUGACUACUACAGGAGGGAAUCUGAAAAUCUGAAAAAAUGACGGGAGCAAAGAGGAAAAAGAGAAGCGUGCUGUGGGGCAAGUUGCACACUCCCCACCGAGAAGACAUUAAGCAGUGGUGUAAGAGGCGCCUACCUAUCUUGGAAUGGGCACCGCAGUACAAUCUGAAGGAAAACCUGCUUCCAGACACUGUGUCUGGGAUAAUGUUGGCAGUUCAACAGGUGGCACAAGGGCUGUCCUUCGCUAUGCUUUCAUCUGUACACCCUGUUUUUGGCUUAUAUGGAUCUCUGUUUCCAGCCAUCAUUUAUGCUAUAUUUGGAAUGGGACGCCAUGUUGCCACAGGCACCUUUGCCUUGACAUCCUUGAUAUCAGCCAACGCUGUGGAACGACUGGUCCCUCAGAGCAGCAGGAACCUCACCACACAGAGCAACUCAAGUGUGUUGGGCUUAUCCGAGUUUGAGCUGCAGAGAAUCGGGGUUGCAGCGGCUGUUUCUUUCUUGGGUGGAGUGAUUCAGCUGGUCAUGUUUGUGCUGCAGCUGGGCAGUGCCACAUUCCUGCUUACAGAGCCUGUGAUCAGCGCCAUGACCACAGGGGCCGCCACCCAUGUCGUGACAUCACAAGUCAAGUAUCUCUUGGGAAUCAAAAUGCCAUAUAUAUCCGGACCACUGGGAUUCUUUUAUAUUUAUGCGUAUGUCUUUGAGAACAUCAAGUCUGUCCAGCUGGAAGCACUGCUCUUAUCCUUGCUGAGCAUCAUUGUCCUUGUUCUCGUUAAAGAGCUGAAUGAACAGUUUAAAAGAAAAAUUAAAGUUGUUCUUCCUGUCGACUUAGUUUUGAUCAUUGCCGCCUCAUUUGCUUGCUAUUGUACCAACAUGGAAAACACAUACGGAUUAGAAGUCGUUGGGCACAUUCCAAACGGGAUUCCUCCUCCCCGUGCUCCCCCAAUGAACAUCCUCUCUGCAGUGCUCACUGAAGCUUUCGGAGUUGCACUUGUAGGCUAUGUGGCCUCGCUGGCUCUUGCACAAGGAUCUGCCAAGAAGUUCAAAUAUUCAGUUGAUGACAACCAGGAAUUUUUGGCCCAUGGCCUCAGCAACGUGAUCCCUUCAUUUCUCUUCUGCAUCCCAAGCGCUGCCGCCAUGGGAAGGACAGCUGGUUUGUACAGCACCGGCGCAAAGACGCAGGUGGCUUGUCUAAUAUCUUGCAUUUUCGUCCUUAUUGUCAUCUAUGCAAUAGGACCUCUGCUGUACUGGCUGCCCAUGUGCGUUCUUGCAAGUAUUAUUGUUGUGGGCCUGAAGGGAAUGUUAAUACAGUUCCGGGAUUUAAAAAAAUACUGGAAUGUGGAUAAAAUCGAUUGGGGCAUAUGGAUCAGUACUUACAUUUUUACAAUAUGCUUUGCUGCCAAUGUGGGAUUGUUGUUUGGUGUUAUCUGCACCAUAGCUAUCGUGUUAGGACGCUUCCCAAGGGCAAAGACUUUAAGCAUAACAGACAUGAAAGAAAUGGAAUUGAAGGUGAAGACAGAAAUGCAUGAUAGCACAGAGAACUGGCCUCCUUCCAAAAGGACCAAUGUCAAGGUCUUUCCAGGUAGCCUGAAAACAGGAAGUAACGUCAGGAGUCUUUCUGUGACACCCAGGAGAAUGCCUGAAGGAGUAACGCCUUGCUUGGUUGUGCAAUCCAGAGCUUGCCAGGAAACUUCGCAACAGAUAAAAAUCAUCUCAAUAAACAACCCACUUGUUUUCCUGAAUGCAAAGAAAUUUAGUGCUGAUUUGAUGAAAAUAAUCCUAAAGGAAAGUGACAGCAGCCAACCACUUGAUGAUGUCAGCAAGUGUGAACAGAACACCUUGCUCAGUUCCCUGUCCAACGGCAACUGCAAUGAAGAGGCUUCCCAGCCGUGCUCCAGUGAGAAGUGUUCUUUGGUCCUGAAUUGCAGCGGCUUGACCUUUUUUGACUACACAGGAGUCUCUACGCUUGUUGAGCUCUACCUUGAUUGCAAGAGCAGGAGUGUGGAUGUGUUCUUAGCCAACUGUACAGCAUCCUUGAUAAAAGCAAUGACAUACUAUGGAGACCUAGACACUGAAAAACCAAUUUUUUUUGACUCGGUACCUGCUGCAAUAAGUAUCAUCCAAUCAAAUAAGAAUUUGAGCAAGGCCAGUGACCACAGUGAAGUCUGAGACCCAUGUGUUGAAGUGCACGCCUCAUCUUUGGCAGCUGCCCCAAAGAGGCCAGAUCCUGGCAUUUUGCACACAUUUUGGUGUAUAUACAGUAUAUCACUCAGUAAGAAUGAUAUGACUUGGCAACUGCAUAGCCACUGGCCAAGACUUGCUGACCUUCUAUUUUUUUCUAAUUUUUCUUAAUAAACAGAUUCAUUUAGUUAUUUCAUAUAGGCAUCAAUAUGCAUUUAGCUUUAGUUUACUGAACAGUAAACAUGCUUUUAUUUCCUGUUAUGAGAGUAUUUUGUAUGGUAUUAUUUCUUUUUUGUUGUAAGCUAACAAGUGGAGAAACACUUUUUUUCAGAAAUGGUUUGGAUUAUUUAUAAUCCAUUUGUAAAAAAUAUUACAUCAUCUAGUUAAAAAAAAGAGUGUUAGCAAAUGUGCCAUUUCUCCAUAGUUUUUAUCCCAACGUUAUUUAAACAUCAGUAAGACAAAGUACCACCUUAUACAGUGAAAAGUGAAAUCUACAGAUAUAAAGCAGCUGAGAAAAAAGACAACAUAAAAGUUAUUAAUGUCAAUGCCCAUCAACACAAUCACUCUGACAAUAUUCAUGUGUUCAACUAUGAGUUCAUAUGUGGAAGAAAACUGGUGUUUUAGUAAAACCAAGUUCGUGACAUUAAUCUGUUGAGUUGUGGAUACUGGAAACCAUUUGUGUGUACAAUCAGAUAAUUCUGACUACUGCAUUGCCACACAAAAGAUAUUCUGCUUUCAGACUUAUUUUAUUGCAACCAGAGAAUAUGAGAAUUUGAUAUAUAAUUAUUUCACAGAUAUGAUCUUUUCAAUAACAAAAUAUCAUAAGUAGAAUGCUUUUGUGCUUUUGGAUACAAGAUUAACCUUUAGAAAUUUUGAAUUUUCUACUUGAGAUAUAAAAAGUCAGUAAAAUGUAAUCUGUUUUUAAUCUAUACUGAGAUAGAUAUAUGGCAGAUAGAACAACAGACAGAGAGACAGAAGACAGGUAGGCAACAGACAGACAGAUGACAGAUAGAUCUCCAUGGUAUGUUUUCCAUUUUCUUUUGUUAGAGGUGAGCUUGAAUGUGAUUAUCUGUAAAUUUGCUCAAAUAAUACGAUAAUGUACAACACUAAUGGCCAGACAUGAGUUUAAACUUUUUUCAUGCUUGUAUAUUUUAUUUUUAACUAUAUACAACUAUGAGAUCUAACAAUUUUCUAAUAAAUUGUCUUAUAUAUGAAGCCAUAGAUUAAAUUAUGCUUUAUUCUUAAUGGUAUCUAAACUAUUAUACAAACUUACUAACACUGUCAGAAAACAAAAAACAGAUCCUACAAAAAAGAGUUUGAAAAACAAGUUAAAAAUAGAAAUUAAACAUUGGCCUUCUAGUGUGGUGCUUAUGGGCAUCUGUAAGAGCAAAUUCUAACUCCUGUCCAAGUGACAGACUGGAAUAUUUCUUAGGCAAUGCAAAGCAAACAUUCACAUGAUCCACCAUUUUAACACCUCAGUCUUUGGUAGGAUGAAAUAAUAAAUGAAGAUGCCAAAAAUAGUGUUCCAAAUUUUCAUGGUCAUUUUCAUUUUUACUGAAACAAAUUAAAAAGAACAGUCUUGGUUCCCAAAAUCACUUCAAUCUCUUUGUCACGUAUUGGGGUAGUGCCAAGUAAGGUGACCAGUAUUGUUUACAGAUGCUUUUCUAAGGAAAAGUUGAGGGGAACUUAGGAAUAAUUUCCUUAUAAAAAGGAGUCUUAUUCUGUACCACCCACUUUCAUCUUGUUAAUGGUACACGGUGGUGAUAUUCUUCAUCCCCAAUCCAUUGGACUCUAUCAUAUAAUCAUGAGUCAUGCUGAGCCAAGAAAAGAAAUAUAUUAUGGUACAUGUAAAGUGAUAUUUUGCUCUACAAGUUUGGCCUUAAUUAAACUCAUGAAUUAUAGGCAUUUUUAAUUUUUUGUAGACUAUGAACCCUGGCUGAUAUUGAAGUCAUCAUUGCUGUAUGGUUUAUUCUGUUUUGUUGUUAAUGCUCAGACAGUAUUGUCUGAGAAAUUACAUCUGAGUGCAUUUAAGUAUUUAGAGUAUAAGUUUAAUGCAUAGAAAGUUAACCCCAUUAAUUUCAGUAUCAAACAUUGUUACAGUCAAAGACAAGGAAGACCAAACCACACACUUUAAAAGUCCACUGCUCUGUAGUUUAUGCCAAGACCACAAUGACUCUUUACCCCAAGAAAGUCUCUUGACUUAAGUUCUGAGACUCCAAAGACUGCACAUAAGUGUUAGACAUACAAGUGUUUAUCUCAAAGCAGAAGCAGAGAAAGCAGAAGCUACAACGUGGCUCUAGUGUUGCAAUGUUUUCUAUAAGCCCACUGACCGUAUGGGGCCAUGUUAUUUUUAUAUGAUAAACUACUCCCAUAGAACUUACUAUAGUCAAAUAACAUUAAAAAAAAACUGACCUAUACAAGUGUUAAGAACCUAAUAUGACAGACAUGAAAUAUGUAACUAGGAAAAACUGUUAACAUUAAACAUCACAUUUAUGCAAAUUAAAUGCCCUUAAAAUUUUGCCAUUUGUCUUUCAUUUUAAAGGUUAUUUGCCCUCAAUUAUAUAAUUUCAGUGUUAUAAAGUUUAGCUUAAACUCCUUUGCAAUAAUUUAUUUGACAGAACUCCAUUCUAAAACCAUGCAAUGUAAUGAGAAUAGAGAUCUUUCCUUUUUAAUGAAAACAUUAGCAUGUUAAUACCCCGUAUGAAUAAUGCCUGACAUUCAACAAUUGUGGAAAUAUGUUGGUAUGUUGCUGAACAUACAUACACCUCUGAAAUGCCAGUUCUGCAUCCUGUGGGUAGAUGAUCACAUAUGCUUUCUGGCAGCGAGUUUAUUGCCAGAUUUUAAACAGGGAGUUAGUUAUGUGGUGCUUGUGGCGCUUUCAGAACCCAAAGAUUUGUAGUCUGGAAUCAUGUAGUCUCAUAUGCUGCACUUAUUUUUAUAUUUUUCAAUGCAGUUAAUUAUUGUUUUUAUAUAAUUAUUUGUACUAACUCAGCAUGGAACAACCAAUUUACAUGGAA
Mus caroli (Ryukyu mouse) is the source of this 5315-nucleotide messenger RNA. It is a transcript of the gene Slc26a7, whose product is annotated as solute carrier family 26 member 7. Lineage: Eukaryota; Metazoa; Chordata; Mammalia; Rodentia; Muridae. Gene Ontology annotation, biological process: transmembrane transport. Gene Ontology annotation, cellular component: membrane. The record is from RefSeq and is a predicted model, not a curated record.